Molecule: messenger RNA, 1595 nt
Organism: Hydra vulgaris (swiftwater hydra)
Lineage: Eukaryota; Metazoa; Cnidaria; Hydrozoa; Anthoathecata; Hydridae
Biological process (GO): transmembrane transport
Molecular function (GO): transmembrane transporter activity
Source: RefSeq, a predicted model, not a curated record
UUUUGUUCUAUAAAGUUGACAAAAUAACAAAUAAGAAAAUUCUAAAGUUCUGUCGGUUGGCUGCUUCAAAAAUCUUAUUAUACUUAUUUUGCUCGACGUCAUACCAUAACAAUGCACUAGGUUAUGAAUCUUUAUAAAGAACAUCAUGAAGUGGGUGAGAAAUGGUUAAAAAAAAGAAAAUACACCUUUAUUGCUUUCUCUAUGCAUAUGGUUGUAAUAGGAAUGGAGUACAGCCUUACAUUCAUAACUUUAUGGUUGUAUAUUAAAACAAUGUUGAACACAAACAAUCCUAAGUUGUACUAUGCUUUUGCGUCGGUAUCAUUCAUGGUUUCUUCUUCACUUCUGACACCGUUUAUAGGUAGAGUGGUUGAUAAGAGACGAAAUGUUAAUAGCUGUUUUUUAAUAUGCAAUUUGUUAAUGUUUACUGGAAAUUUAGUGUACAGUUUUCAUUUCUCGCCUUUUUUUUUGAUUGGAGGCAGACUAAUUGCAGGAGUAGGUGCAUCUUUGAGAUCUGUGAUUACUAGCGAAACGAUUCGAAGCUACCCACUGUCUGAAACAAGUUCAAAGUUAUCUAUUUUAUCCGGCAUGAGAAAUUUUGGUUUUGUGCUUGCUCCAGGAAUAAACUUUUUUUUUAAAGACAUAAAGUUUGAUAUUGGUCGUUGGCAUCUACGAGAUGUAAAUUUCCCAGGAUUAUUUCUUGCUUUUUUGUGUAUUGUAAUGGAAAUACUUACAAUAACAAUGGUGUAUGAUGUAUCCAAAGAAUUUGAUUUGAAAGCUUAUGCAGAAAGUAAUCAAGCUGUUACAUUUAAUAAAAUCCACGAUAAAGCUGUCAAAAGCGAUAAAUAUGACGAGGAGCAGCCCAUUGUUAAAUACCGAUAUAGCGAAAACAAAGUGGAUGUAUUACAAGACUUUCGAAGGCAUACUGUAAUCAACAUUUUAAAAGUGCUAUUUUUCCAUUUUGAUUCGGCACUUCUAAUGUUUGCUAACUUUUUUUUAGCUUUUUUUUUAUUUAACGCAGAUAUAUGGUUACCAUUAUUAAUAAUAGAAAAAAUGCAACUUUCUAUAUUGGAAAUGAACAUUACCGUUUUUGGCUCAUCCGGAUUUUCUGCUAUAAUUUUGUUGUUAUCAAUGUGGAGACCAUUUUCUGAUAAAAAGAUGAUUUUUUUAUUGAUAGCCAGUUUAGCUUGCUUUUGUAUUAUUGGUGCAGGAUUUAUUAUUCUUACACAUUUUCCAAAUUACAAAACAUUAAAUAUUGUUUUAUGCAUUGUGUACAUGAUAAGUUUUGGAGGUGCAGCUAUAGUAUUUGAUGUCUUUUUUGUUAAUACGCUCGCAAAAAUGGUAAGCUCAAAUGUUCAGACAUUUGUUGAUAGUGUUCGAAAUUCAAUGUUCUCUGCAGGUGCGUUUUUGGCCUUUAGUUGCUCGCCUUUUAUGUUUGAUUAUGUCGAAAUAUUUGGAACAUUUUACGAUGUUAUUAUGGUAAUUAUCGGAAUAAUGUUUCUUGUUAGAAAAAAUCAAUUUAUUUAUCCUAAACUGUUGUUAUGACAAAUAAACAAUAUGGAAGCAGCUAAUAAAAUACUUAACUUAGUAGUAACUAA